Messenger RNA from Acaromyces ingoldii, 1550 nucleotides. RefSeq names its product general substrate transporter. The annotation marks the transcript as partial. Gene Ontology annotation, cellular component: membrane. NCBI's taxonomy places the organism in Eukaryota, Fungi, Basidiomycota, Exobasidiomycetes, Exobasidiales, Cryptobasidiaceae. The transcript has 2 exons. Gene Ontology annotation, molecular function: carbohydrate:proton symporter activity. Gene Ontology annotation, biological process: transmembrane transport; carbohydrate transport. The record is from RefSeq and is a predicted model, not a curated record.
CCAUGACGAACAAUAUCAACGACCGGCUCCAGACGAUUGGCAACAACGCCAAUUCGAACUGGCUCCUCGACGAUGGCCUGCGCCGUCUCAACUUCUGGAUGUUCAUGUGCCUCAUCUCGUCGUACGGCGCCGGCUACGAUGGCUCCCUGUUUACCGGCCUCCUCACCCUCAAGCCCUGGUUUGCCGCCAUGUUUGACUUCAGCAAAGGGCCCCCCCAGCCGACGUUCAUCGGCGUCAUUGGUCUCUCGGGUGUCGUCGGCAUCAUCGCCGGUCCCUUUGUGGGGCAGUGGAUCAGCGAUCGGUACGGAAGACACCGUGCGAUGAUCGUCGCCUCCUUUGUCGCAAUCAUCGGUGGCAUCCUGACCAUCAUCACCCUGCCUGAACCGACGCACCAGCGCAACCUGUUCAUCUGCGCCAGGGUCGUCAUCAGCCUUGGCGGCGGCAUCUCCAUGGUCGCCGCGCCCGUGCUCAUGACCGAGCUCAGCCACCCGCGCCAGCGUCCCGUCGUUGCAGCUCUGUACCAGUGCGGCUUCUACCUUGGCUCCGUCGUGGCUGCUUGGAUCACCUUUGGCACCAACUCGUGGGCCUCUUCGUGGUCGUGGCGCGUGCCCUGCUUGAUCCAGAUUGCCCCCUUUGUCGUGCAGUUGGCCGUGCUGUGGUGGUGUCCUCACUCGCCUCGCUUCCUCGUCGCACAGGGGCGCAUCGACGAGGCAAAGCAGGUGCUGGCCAAGUACCAUGCCAACGGCGACAUGGACGACGAGCUGGUGGCGUUCGAGCUCAAUUCGAUCGUGGCCGCCGUCGCAUCCGACAAGGACAACCACUCGUCUUUCAAGGAGCUCGUCGCCACCAAGGGUAACAGAUGGAGGACGUACAUCAUCGUCGUUCUCGCAGUCGUCACACAGUGGGGCGGCAACGGUGUCGUUUCCUACUACCUUCCCGAGGUGCUCUCUAGUGUCGGCGUCACAGCCACACGGACCCAGGCUGCCUUCAACGGAGGCCUGGCCGUCUUCAACCUCAUCGUGUCGACGAGCGCGGCCCUGAUGUCAGAGAAGCUAGGCCGGCGCCCGCUGUUCAUCACCUCUGCCGUGGGCAUGUUCUGUUCCUUCAUCGUCAUCACCGCCCUCUCGGCCACAUUUGCCAAGACGGGCGAGCCCGGAUCGGGACGCGGCGUCAUUGCAUUCCUCUUUGUCUUCUUCUUCUUUUACGACAUUGCCCUCACCCCGCUCGCCGUGUCGUACCCCGCCGAGAUUCUCACGUACCGGAUCAGGUCCAAGGGCAUGGCCGUCUCCAUCUCGACGGUCGCCGUUGCGCUCGUCUUCAACAUCUUUGUCAACCCGAUUGCCCUGGCCGCCAUCGCAUGGAAGUUCUACCUCGUCUACGUGGCCGUGCUUCUCUUUUUCCUCAUCAACGUCUUGUUCCUCUUCCCCGAGACAAAGGGCAAGACCGUCGAGGAGAUCCAGGUCCUCUUUGACGGCGCCAACUCCCCCGAUCUGCCGGAGCUCUCCUACCGCGGCUCAGACAGUAACUCUCUGACAGAUGUCAAGGCGUGA